CCUACCCAACAUCAACAAAGUCCGAUGGGGAAAUGCAAUACAGCGAUAUCAAGAAAUGUGGACACCUUAGCUUCGCCGGGCCAGGAGGGCAGAAACAAUCGGAUCCGAUGUCUUCCAUACGUCAGCCCGCGCAACUCGCAGAAUGCAAGAAAACUCCUGAUCCCUCUCCUUCUGCCUGCUCUUCCUGCAUUCCUCUCUCACAGUGUUAUGGGGGGCCCUGAUGCGCUGACUUUUGCUGGAAGAUGAAUGACCACUAUCGCGAAGAGCCAGUUGUUGGCGAAAAGGCAGCUGUCGACCAAGAUCUUGAAUCCGGAAAGCCAUCAUGUUCAGACCUACCGGAAGCUCUACCAUACGCGCAGGAUUGCGAAAAACAUCUGGCCGAUCCUGACCGUGGAGCAAAAGAUUCAAACCUGGGUUGUUUAUCGAUAUCGCGAAAGAAAUUCUUCCUUGGUCUUGCAAUCGCCAUCGUUCUCAUCAUUGUGACAGUCGUAGGUGCUGUAGUAGGUGUAUUACAGAGUCGGAGUUCUUCGACACCACAGAAGGUCGAGGCAACAGUUACCCCAAAUACAACAAAUACAACAACCCCAUCAGGCCCAUCGGUGCAGGAUUCCAUAAACGCCACGAGCUCAAGAAUAGGAGACAACUCAGGAUUAGCCAUUACAGGAUGGAGGGAAGCUUCAGGGUUCAAAGCACGGCUUUUCUAUCAAGACGGCGAUGGUUAUCUCCGCAUCGUAGCGAUGGACUCUGCAACAAAUCAAUGGUCAGAGGGAAGUCCUUUUGCAAAGGCGAAACUUGGAACCCCACUCGCAGCAUCGACUCAUAAUCGUUCAAUAUACGAUCCUACACGAACAGACUACCAGGUACAUGUCUACUACCUAGACGACGAUUCAAAGAUCAGAGAACAUGUCUUCGAUCAGAAUGAUAAUACCGGAGCGGAUGGCCCUUUGAGCAAACUGAACAUGAAAGCCAAUGCUAAAAGCAGAUUGGGUGCGUACUGGCCAUCAGUUGCCUUCCAGGACGAAUCCAACAUCAUAUCCGAGGCGCGCUUCAAUUGUACCGGUGUCGACUCAACCACAGACUGUUGGGCUGGCCAUAGCCUCAAUAUUCUCGCCCAAGAACAGUCACCAAUCGCCCAAGUACCACGGGGCAGACGCUCAGGCCUUCUUUUGUACUUUCAAAGAGAAAAUGACAAAGACCUCAUAAACUACUCCUGGGAGAACACCACUGGCACCUGGGUAAUCGACGAGUACGAACAGGCCGUCCCUCCAUCAGUCCAAAUCGCCGCCCUGGCCACGGCCCGGAACAAAGAUUCGGACGCCAACAACCAAUGGGUCCUCUACCAAGACACCUUCGGCAAGAUUCAAUACAACUACCGCACGGGACCACAAGGCGGACACAAAGGCUGGAAAGCGCCACAAACAUCCGCUGUCUUCGAUCAAGCAAAGAAUAACACGCCUUUGGCCUGUUUGCAUCAGGCAAGCUCGGACGAUCUCCCGAUGGAGUAUGGGGAGGAUAUGCAGAGGUGCUAUUUUGUAGACAAAGAGGGGAACGUGAUUCAGGUUUACUGGAAAAAUGAAGGGUGGAAUUCUAUGGGAAUCGUGCCGAGCCCCAGCCAAGACGAGCAGGUCUCUUGAUAGAUGUACAUUUUUGGGCUGUAUUAGAUAUGUAAUGACUUCGGU
Molecule: messenger RNA, 1679 nt
Organism: Aaosphaeria arxii CBS 175.79
Lineage: Eukaryota; Fungi; Ascomycota; Dothideomycetes; Pleosporales
Exons: 3
Coding region: 243-1634 (463 amino acids)
Source: RefSeq, a predicted model, not a curated record